AUGGCCGAGAUUGUGAGCGAAAGCACCCCCCUCACUGGAGUCGUCUUACCCCGCAAGCCGACAAUUGUUCGUCGCAUUUUUUGGUUUUUGAUGCCCUCCUUUGUAGCCCAUUAUUUCCAUCCCGCCCAAGAUGAAGAAGGAGUCGCUGCUCCCCCAAAGCCAUUAUUCCCCACGUCGUACCUCAAUAGCCUACGGGGCAUCGCCAGCCUCAUUGUCGUCUUCCAGCACAACAGCAGCGAAUAUUUCCAGUCCAACUACCGCGGAUGGGGCGACCAAGCCGACGACCAUUACAUUAUUCAACUUCCAUUUAUCCGAGUGCUCGUCAGUGGCGGUUUCAUGGUCGCCAUCUUUUUCGUCAUCAGUGGCUUCAGUCUUGCUUAUGGGCCGCUUGAGAGGAUAUACCGCGGCGACACAGACGCGGCCAUCGGAAGCCUACCUUCAAGCCUCUUUCGACGGCCUUUUCGCCUUUUUUUGCCAGCGGUGCCGAUUGUCAUAAUCUGCGCAGUCAUGAGACGCUUCGAGGUUCUGUAUGGGCAUCAGCAGCGGAAACCGAUUCCGUUUACAGAUGAGCCUGGUAUACUGGGACUGCUGAUGGCGACGUGGCGCGGAUUCAUGGCCGUCAUCCGCGUCGAAGGAGAUACCUUGGACAAGCUACAGUUGUGGACCCUCAGUAUUGAGUUUCAAGGAUCUCUGGUCGUCUUUUUGUGCUGCCUCGCUUUCGCACGCACCAGCCCGAACGUUAGAAUCUCGUGCAUCUUUUUGCUGGCCGUCUUCUACAUGGGUCUCUCACUCUGGCCGCUUUCCUUGUUUCUCGCUGGUAUGAUACUGGCUGAGAUGCGGCUUCGUCGUAGUUCGAUCGAGCGGUCUGAGAUUUAUCGCACUGCAGCCACCACCAUGUCUUGGUGGGCUCUGUUCAUCGCAUCGUUAUUUUUUGGGGGUUGGCCUACACAUGGCAAUGUUGGAUCGACCUUUGCAUUCCGCCUGCCGUAUGACACUUUGCAGUCCAUCCUGCAAGACGGCAGACAUUACUGCUGGUACAGAAUGAGAGGCACCAUGGCAGCUGUACCGCUCCUCGAACUGGUUGACCACGUUGGAGAAUGUAUGAACUUCUUGAAGGAAUCUGAUGGCUAUCCCUUCUGGCUCCUUGUUUGA
Messenger RNA from Beauveria bassiana ARSEF 2860, 1152 nucleotides. RefSeq names its product acyltransferase-like protein. The coding region runs from base 1 to 1152 and encodes 383 amino acids. Gene Ontology annotation, cellular component: membrane. Gene Ontology annotation, biological process: polysaccharide biosynthetic process. The record is from RefSeq and is a predicted model, not a curated record. The transcript has 2 exons. Lineage: Eukaryota; Fungi; Ascomycota; Sordariomycetes; Hypocreales; Cordycipitaceae. Gene Ontology annotation, molecular function: acyltransferase activity, transferring groups other than amino-acyl groups.